Ilex paraguariensis (yerba mate) is the source of this 1792-nucleotide messenger RNA. NCBI's taxonomy places the organism in Eukaryota, Viridiplantae, Streptophyta, Magnoliopsida, Aquifoliales, Aquifoliaceae. The record is from the annotation of a GenBank genome assembly.
CUAAAAGACUCCUAGGGUAGGAAGAACAAUGGUUACCUGUCUAGGGAUUUUCUAAGGAGUUAAGUAGUGAAAAAAAAAAUUGUCAUGGAGUCUUCAAACCUUUAUCAUUAUCAACAGCUCCAGCAAACUAUUGUAGGAUGUACUUCAGCUACUCAAUCUUCAUCUGGACUAUCCAUCUUCCAUUUGGAGGCCGAGUAUUAUGUUUAAUAUAGAGGAAUAUAACAGGUACAUCGACGAAAUCAUCCCGAAAUCAAUGGAGUUGUCACCCAAGAAUGCUAAUCAAGUCGGAAACAUGGAGGAGGAGGAGGAGGAGAUUUCAGAUAGUUUUCCCAAACUGAGUGAAAUGUAUUACUACCUCUCUAACACAAGUUACAACCAACAUGAUCAGAAGCUUUGUCUCAGUUCCUUCCCCACCAGUGGCCAAACUAGCAGAUCAGAGCAGCUUGCAGCUAUAGAGUUGUUGUACCCGAAUACUCAAACUUAUGAUAGGUUUCAAUGUGCAGCCCCAGCUUCAUAUUAUAAUUUAAACCAUGUUCCAAGAACAAGUAUUCCCAACUUGCAAUUAUCUUCACUGGUUUCAAAUUCUUUUGGCUUGAACUUAUCUACGGGUCUUAUAAGCAAUACAAAUCGCGGUGGAGGUUGUGACGAGUCUUUGGAAGAAAGCAUCUUUUUAAGCAAUGAUCACAUGCAAGAUCAAUCAAGCAUCCCGAAGCAAACAUCAUCAGCCUCUGGGAAUGAAGCUACCAGAACAAAGAGGCUUAAUAAUAUCCAGAAGGAGCAGCCAUUUCCUGAUCAAGCAGCUAAGAAGUGUCGAUUCUUAUCAAAGUCUUCAUGUCCAGCACUCAAGGUUCGAAAAGAGAAAUUAGGGGACAGGAUUGCAGCUCUUCACAAGCUGGUCGCACCUUUUGGCAAGACUGAUACAGCUUCAGUAUUAACAGAAGCUAUUGGGUACAUCAAGUUCCUCCAAGAUCAAAUUCAGGCAAUAUCUCCCUAUCCCAGCUUCUUUUUAAUUUAUCUUUGUUUUUGCAAUAAGUAAGAUUGAUUUCUAUUAACCGAAAGUAACUAUGCAUUAAAAAAAUUUAACGAUAAAAUAUCGUUCUAAUCUUGACGUGCUUGUUCUUAGUGGAAACUCAUAUUUCGCUCAUCAUUCAUGCAGACAUUGAGUGUGCCUUGUAUGGAAUCAUCCGGAAGCAAGCCUCGUAGAUUAACUAUGCAACGGAAUUCAAGAAUGGAUGAGAGAAAGCAGGAAGAGCAGCAGAUGAAUGGUCUCAGAAGUAGAGGGCUGUGCCUUGUACCCUUAUCUCUUCACACAUCUCUACCUACAAUGGAGGGAUAUCUAUCUGACCACUGUUAAAUAAAUUCCCAUAGAGGCACUUGAAUAAGGGAAAUGAUGCUGAAAAUGGAGGGAAUACUGAACAUUAUUAAUGGAAUUCUUGGAGAACAAGGGCACAUACAGCUAACGAAUUUCUGUUUCCAGGUUAUGGAGUUUUCUCUCUCACUUACUCACCAAGUAUAAGCUGUAAGAAUGAAUAUUUGUGAAAAAUGUCACAGUUUAGUCAUUUCGUAAAAAAAUUUCGCUCAAAUAGGUUGUAUUAUUUCGUUUUCAAGAGGAGUAACAGAUGCGAUUACGAGUCUCAUGAUCUCACCAGUGAAACAUUAUCGGAGUGGCUUUUGGAUGCUCUCCUUUUCUCCCAACCCUUUUUUUUAAAAUAGCUAAAAAAAAAAAGAAAGGUUGUGUUAUUCGCCUGGUGGUGUUUUUUCCUUUUCUGUUUCCCCCUUAGUGGCCAUGAAG